AGGAAAAAGAAAACUAAGUUAAGGGUUGUCAUUUAGUUGUUGAUGAGACUUCCUCAAGAUUUUAGUGGGCAAUUGGAAUUCUUUGAUAAUUAACUUAACGCUUUUUUUGAUGGUUUAAAAGAGGUAACUUUGUGUUAUUUUAAAGAAUAGCAAAGUUGAGAAACUUUUAAGUGAUUUAUUAUUUGCAUUUGAAACUUCUCUGUUAAAGCUGCAUUUAAGCCUUUAAAUACAGGAGAUUAAUCUAAGAACAAAAGUAGCCAAAUUAGAUGAUUGUGUAUGCGCCUUGUUUUCAACGCCGAGUCCCAGAAUUCCCUCCUUUACAACAAUCACUUCCCACUUUAACCAUUUUCACCUUCUUGUCUUUUACUUCGCCUGAAAACAAUGUCUUCUUCCUCUUCUUCUGCCUCUUCUUUGCAUGAAGUCAUUCUCACCAGCUCACCGGAAGGCCCCAUCUUAGCCUAUAACCCGUCCUCAGGUGCUGCUCUUGCUCGUUUCUCCAGCAGCCGGUCACCCCGGCGAGGCCUUGGUUUCGCUGGAAAGACCUUCAUUGUUGCCUCCCAUAUCUCCCCGACAACUGCUUCAGGAUCAAUUCACUUAUACAAUUGGUGGGCUUCGACUCCCCUGCAUAAUCUCCCUGUCCCUGAACCUGUUGCUCCUCUAGUCUCCACUCCUGAUGGCUCCUACUUGUUCACUGGUGGGAUUUCUGGCUCCAUCUAUGUCAUUUCUCUCCCCUCAGGGGACAUUCUUAGAUCAUUUGCUGCCCAUAAGAAACCUGUAACUUGCCUGGAAAUCAGUGUCGAUGGAUCCCUUUUGAUCUCUGGUGGUGACGAUGGAAGAAUCGUCACAGCACCAAUCUUCCAACUUGUGGAUCACCAUGCCUCAGGUGAUGAAAAUCCCAGUGACUUGAUGUUGCAGAAAUUUGCAGCACACAACAGUUCAGUCACGGCCGUUCUUUCUUGUAGGGGAUCAUUUAACUCUCUAAUAGUUUCAUCUUCAACAGAUUGCACCUGCAAGUUAUGGAGACUGAAUGGAAUCCAUUUGCACACGUUGACAUUUCCUUCUGCAAUCAUGGGGGUGACACUGGACCCAACUCAGACAGAAAUCUACGCCGCUGGAUCUGAUGGUUUAAUUUACAGGGGAAACCUCAAGGUUGAAAGCGAAAAACCCAAAAUCCAGGACAAUGAAUUAACAACAAUGGCGCAAAAACACACAGGGAUGGUGGUAUCUGUAGCUAUGGCGAACGAAGGAAAGAAUCUGGUGUCAGCUUCAGAAGAUGGAAGCGUUUAUAUAUGGGAAGUUGAAUCGGGGGAAGUCUUAUUUGUGCUGGGAAAUGAAACGGGGAGCAUCAGCGAGAUGGUGGUGGUGGCUUCAGGAAUUGGUGAGAGCAAAGGGUGUGGAAAUGGAAAUGAAAGUGGGAAAGUUGAAAAUUAUGAAAAUGGAGGUGGGGUUUUUGAGGUUUAUGGUGAAGAGUUGUUGAGAAGAUCAAUGAAGGAAAAUUUGGAUUUGGAAGAAGUGUUGCAGGUGGCUACAAAUAACAGGGGCAAAGCCAUUGACAUGCUUGAGUCUGCAAUAUCAAUGUAUGAGAAGCUACUGGAACUCAUUCUCAAAGAAGCCAUGAGAGGCUCCACCAUUAAUAAUCUAAAAGACGAAGAUGGCAUGUAAACAUCAGUUUUCUUUGUUUCUGAGUAAAGAUGCCAUUUCUAUUUGGGCCAGAGCCAUUCGCAAAACCCACAAGUUGGGCUUACAUGUAAUAUAAGUUUUAUCUUUUA
Mangifera indica (mango) is the source of this 1769-nucleotide messenger RNA. RefSeq names its product protein ROOT INITIATION DEFECTIVE 3-like. Gene Ontology annotation, cellular component: nuclear pre-replicative complex. The record is from RefSeq and is a predicted model, not a curated record. Lineage: Eukaryota; Viridiplantae; Streptophyta; Magnoliopsida; Sapindales; Anacardiaceae. Gene Ontology annotation, biological process: rRNA processing; DNA-templated DNA replication. Gene Ontology annotation, molecular function: protein binding. The coding region runs from base 382 to 1662 and encodes 426 amino acids. The transcript has a single exon.